Messenger RNA from Medicago truncatula (barrel medic), 1211 nucleotides. RefSeq lists its product as uncharacterized. The transcript is spliced from 5 exons. The coding region runs from base 244 to 1011 and encodes 255 amino acids. Lineage: Eukaryota; Viridiplantae; Streptophyta; Magnoliopsida; Fabales; Fabaceae. The record is from RefSeq and is a predicted model, not a curated record.
AGAAAGGAGAUCCUCUCUCCUCUUGCUCGAUUUUCUGAUCUCUUCUGUUUUUCUUUUAUGAAUUGUUUACUUGCUCGUUCCGAUCCAAGUAUUUGUUUUUGUUUGUUUCAUCGUGAAAUCAUCUGGGAAAUUGCGUUUAAAUCCAUGAGCAUGUUUCACACCUGCCUUUUGAAAUUGCUUCUAAUUAAUUGAUUUAUCAUUCACAAUUUUUGUUUUGUUAUUUGUUUGACAGAUCGAUCCAUAAUGGCACCCAAAAAGACACAACUUGAGCUUCAAGCGUCAUCUAAGAAGAGAACCAAGAAUUCAGAUGAAGAUGAUGAGCCUGUCUUGAAUGUCAAUUCAAAGAAACGGCUUGCUCCUCAAAAAACACUAAACAAGCUGAUAAACAAAACGGCACUUGAACCUGAAGCGUCAUCUGUGAUGAAGAAUUUACCCGAAGAUGACCAUGAUCACAAGACCGUCUUGAAUGUCGUCGACUCAAAUAAGCUUAAAACAGAUGAUGGAAACAAAGGAAUUGAAACAAGCAAAACACCACUUAAAUCUGAAGAUGAUGAACCUUGGAAUCCUAGUAAGCCCUUACCUGAAGGCUUUGUACCUUGGCUUGAGCAUGAUCAUGAUAAGUGUAUUGCAGAACAAUUGGGAAUCGACCUUGAUGCUCCGAUACCAGCGGAGUAUGCCGAUUAUUUUUACAAUCAGGCUACUCCUUCCCCAGAAGGAUCAUUCAAUUUAGAUUAUUCAGAUUCAGAAUUAGCCAAAAUCGAUCCACUCGAUUUCCCUCGGGAACCUACUCCACCAAUGCGAUUUCGAUCUAUAUGUAGUAGCUCUUCAUCAUCUUCUGAUGGAGAUCCAAUGGAUCUUGGGUCUGAUAAUGACUCAGAUGGUUCCAAGGAAAGGAAAAGGGAAGAAGCGUACGAAAAACGGCUUGAAUUCAAGUCCCGCUCUGAUGUAAAAACUGCCAAAUGGCUCAAAAAGCUUGCUGACGACAAGGCCAGGAGGAAACCAACUAUUUGAUUUUAGCACUUCAUUUGCUUAAGACUUUAUUUCUAAUUUCCAGUUUAGUUAAUUUUGUGAUAACUUAUGCAACGCACCAGACAUAUGCCUAAAAAGAACGUGCUUUAUGUAUUAUUGUAAAAUGUCUAAUAUAUAUAUUGUACAACUGUUGUCCUAUGUCAUAUUGAUAGAUGUUCUGAAUUUCUUAAAAUUUCCAAUUA